AAUUGAAACUAAAAAUAAAAAAAUUCAAGUAGAACAUAUUUUUGAAAAUUUGAUUAGGAAAUAUUGCCAUUUUAGAAAAGUUGAAAUGUGGAUGACUUAAAAUUUGUGAAGUGUUAGAAUGGAUUUUUUUAUGGAUAGUUGAUAUUGGAUUUAUUAAAAAGUACAUGUAGUUGUCAGGUGAGUCAGUAUGUAUCUACCUUGAAGGGGUUUUCCACACACGCCCACACACAAUAACAAUGGAUCUAAAUACACUGAUACACAUGUAAAGGGAUGAUACUUAUGAACAAUAAUGGCAUCAGGGAAUCUUAACCUUCAGGAAUGGCUGAGAUUACUUGACCUUGAACUAUAUAAUGAAAAGUUUGCCAGUCUUGGACUGACCACAGUAGAACAGCUAAAAGAAUUUGGAUUGGACGAUAGCUUUCUAAAUGACCUUGGCAUAACAAAAAUUGGUCACAAACAGCGAAUUCUGAGCAGUAUGUCAAGGUCAACAACCAUGCCAUUGCAAGAAAAUGGUUCUGUCAGGGGACAGGAGCAGGAAGACGAUAUUUAUGAAAAUGUGGGUUGCCCUUCUCCACAUGUACAGAAAAAAGAAGAAAAUGAAGACAUUUAUGUUAAUUGUGCUGCUUCAAACUCGAGCGAGGAUAAUUUAUCACUGAAAUCAGUAGAGAGUGCAGAUGGAGGGGAAGUGAAAAAGAAACCAGUCCCCCGACCUCGAUUAUCUAAAAUGAAAAAAGAACAAAAAGAAAAGUUUCUUCAGCAACAAUCGCUGGAUAAUUUAGAAUCAAUUCCACAAAGUCCACCACCUGCAGCUUCUCCCAGGAAAUGUAACCUGAACAUUUUUCACUUGUCGGGGGCAACGCUUGAUGAAUCUAAUGCAGAUGAUUUCGACCCUUUUGCUGUGAGUCGUUCUCCGAAAGAGAGUAUAAAAUCGACAAAAAAGUAUUCUGAUGAACUGAUGAAUGUAUUUACGUCCGAAUCAAACAUAAACAGUGGUGCACCAGAAAGACCGAGAGGAUUUUCUGACACUUUUGUACACAGUAACUCAGAAAGGUUGUCUAACAAUUACGAUGCUAUUUGGGCAUCAUCAAAUCCUACACAAAACAGUAGUGGAUCUCUGAUGCCCAGAAGGGCAAGUGAUAUGUCGCCCUUCACACCACCAUUUUUACCCGUACCUUGUGUUAAAGAUACCUUUGAUUUUAAAACUGAUGAAAAUACAAAAAACUCGGAAAAUGAGCCAAGUGCUUAUGAACCAGUGAAUGUUAACCAAGGGAAAUUAUCCAGUGCCAAAUCUCCAAAACAUAUUUAUGUAAAUGAGGAUUCAAUGAAUUCAGAAUCUCCGCCCCCUCCAUCAUUUCCGCCCCCUGAAUUACCCCCAGGAGAAGCUUUACCGCCAGUCCCGCCAAGAAUUUCAAAUUCAAGUAAUUCAUCUGUUACCUAUUCAAGUGUAAAAAAAUCAAAAAAUGUCAAUAAAAAUGUGGAUAGAGAAAAUGAUCCUUUAUACUCAGAUAAAUAUUUGGAAAAAGGAUAUUUUACUUCAACCAAAAUGAAAACGCUCACUUCAACUUCAGGACCAGAUCCUUUCAAUGGCGAAGAUCCUUUCUGCGAUAUGAAGUUUCAAAAUGAAUGUCAGUCCUUCAACCAACCAGGAGCAGACAAUAUAUUUGACCCUGGUGAGCCUACAGAACCGGCAUUUGAUCCAUUUGGAAUUUAUGAGGUGCAUGACCAAUUGAAUUCUGGUGAUCCGUUAGAGCGAGUGCCACCUGCACCAGAUUGGCAUGAGACAGGGCAGCCACCUAAAGCAGCAGUCAGCUGUAAUUCAGGAUACUCUCUUUAUUCUCUGGCUUCUCCAGUACAAAUAGACAACAGUUCAGAUGAACAAACGUCAGAAGGGGAUUUAUCUGACCCCAGUAGUCCUGAGGAUUUAAUACCAGGGGCAACAGGACCUAUAAAUCCAUCCGUUGAUAUCGUUCCAUCAUCUCCUUCACCAAGAAAAGCUAAACAGAAAUCUGGUUAUUUAUGGAAACAAGGAGGAGUGAAAGCAAAUCGAGGUUGGAGAAGACGCUGGGUUGUGUUUGACGGAAAGACACUCAGAUAUUACCCUAAUCAUAAGUCACAGAUAUCUAAGAGAAUAAUUCCACUUGCUUGUAUGAACAGAGUUGAAGUUUGUGUUAAGGAUAAAAACGCAGACCGGUUCAAGUUCAACCUGAUCAACCAGAACAGGACAUUCUUGUUUGCAGCAGAAACAUUGAAUGAAUGUACUCUAUGGGCCAACACAUUAAUGGAAGCUAUAAUUAACUAUGAGAAACCAAAGAAUGGUGAGCCAGAAGGUGGACAAAUGUUUGAUCCUGAUAAAAUGGGUUUUAUUAAAUUUGAGAGGAAAGGAGAACUGUUUGUAGCAAUAAAAGCAGGAAAACUAUGUUACUAUGAUUCACAUCAGGAUUACAAGAUUGCAUCACCAAUAAAUGAAAUCGACAUGAAGUUAGCAUCAGUUAAAGAAAUAAGCCGGAAUAAAAUGCAGCUGUCCACUCACUAUGGACAUUUUAUAUUACUUUUCACAGAAAAACAAGAUUGUGUGUAUUGGAAGAUGGCCAUGGAGGAUGCCAUAGCAGACGGUCUUGGAGAUAAUACUGUUUUAGACAGUGUGAGAGAAAACCAGAGCAAUCAUUUCUGUGCAGAUUGUAGGGCACCAGAUGCACACUGGGCUUCCAUUAAUAUUGGUAUUGUUCUUUGUAAAAACUGUGCAGGAAUCCACAGAGACUUUGACCACAGAAUAUCUCGUAUAAAAUCUUUAAGGAUGGAUACUACUAUUUGGACACCUAGUUUGAUAGAAUUGAUGAAGGCUAUAGGAAAUGAAAAUGCCAACAAAUUCUGGGAGAGCAGAUUACAAGCAGUACAUGGUAUCAAUACAGAGUCGUCUCCCAUGAACAGAAAACAAUUCAUUCAAGAUAAAUAUGAGAGGAAGUUAUGGAUAGAUCAGCAUCCACUCAUUGGAGGACUGAAUGAGGAAUUACUUCGGGUUGUUGUAACAGAGGAUAUUUUACAGACCAUGAGAAUUGUUUUCUCUGGAGCCGAUAUUUUAUUCACUGACGGUACUACAGGAAAAACAGCUUUUGACCUUGCAAAGGAUGAAGGACAAAGAUUACAGACUGAAUUUCUGUAUCACAAUGGAGGUGACAGAACAUCCAGAGCUUCAGCUGAUAUUGAUGAGGCUUUGGCGUUAAGGUUACGAGCAGAAAUAACUAUGGAAGGUCAUUUGUUAAAGACAGGACCCAGAAAUAGAAAUGCCUUUAUGGACAGAUAUUGUGUUAUUGAACAUGGUUGUUUACGAUACUUUGUGAAUGAAAAGUCAUCAACAGCUAGAGACAGUAUAGAUAAUGAAAGUAUGUUGUGUGUUCAGGCCGUUACUAAUGUGGAAAAGUCAGUACUCAAUCUUAAUAGAGUACGCCAGUUGUCAGUCAGGAAGAGUAUACGCCCAGAUAGUAUGAAGAGAUACCCUAAUGCCUUUGAGUUGAGUACAAGAAAAACUAACAACAGAACUUACCUGUUUGCUGCCACUACACCUGAGGAAAAGAUGACAUGGAUGAGAACACUUACUAAGUUGUUUUGUCCUAUACAUUUUAUUAAAGAAAUACAUGACAAGGAGUUUUCAUUGGCAGGGAAUUUCUACAUGAAGGCAGGGGUUGCUUCGGAAUGGCAGAAAACAUGGAUACUUGUAGAUAGAAAGGUUGUGAGAUAUUUAGAUGAUGAACAAAAGUUACUAGAAAUAGAUCUCAGAAAAGUUUCUAAUAUUCAAUAUGUUGAGCAUGUGGCAGGUCAACCAUGUCCCUAUGCUGCAGAGAGUGGCAAAUGUUUUACCAUAGAUAUUCCAGGAAGGUCGCUGUACUUCCAAGCAGAUUUACAACGAGAUACAGAAAGACUUUAUGAAGCAUUUGGAAACAGUAUGAAGAUUUAUAAAUUAAGAAGGGGAGGAGGUCCAACAAUAGAGGAUCAGCAAUUAACACCAGAGAAUGUCCCUGUUAUUGUCCAUAAAUGUAUUAAAUUUAUUGAGGAUAAUGGUUUUAAAGAUGAAGGUGUAUAUAGACUAGCUGCUCAGGAUUCUAAAAUACAGAAUGUGUUGUCACGGUUUUUAGCAGAUGCACAUAGCUUAAGUUUACGAAUGGAUUUACACUCAGUGAAUGAGGUUGCUAAUUGUUUAAAGAGAUUCUUUCGACAGCUGAAAGAUCCAUUGUUUACAAAGAUAGCUUACCAAGACUGGAUCAAAUGUGCAGCUAUGGAGAGUGUUGAAUCCAAACUGUCCUUCUAUAAGUUCCAACUGAAUCAAUUACCCCUGGUCAACAAAUGUACAGUGAAGAAGCUAAUGCUACAUCUAGCCUGUUUGUCCACUUACAGUGCAGAGAACAAGAUGGACAUAAAGAAUAUUGCCUUGGCAUUUGGUUCAACAUUAAUGAAAGGUGGGGCUGAGAUGAUACAUCAAAAUAAUUUACCAUUGGAAAUGAGAGUGAUUGAAGAUCUGAUAACUCAUCAUAGUGUUCUGUUUGAGGAAGAGGUACAGAAAAUUGAAAGGACGGAGAGCAUGCUGCAGGCGGUCCAGCAAAAAAUUAAAAUGGCCGAAUUACAGCAUCGUAAUUCAGCAGUGCAUCUUAGUCAGAUAGGAGAAAUGAUGAUAACUAUAUACUACCAGCACAGAAGCAAUCAGAGUGAAGUUUAUAGUGCCAAGCGAGGAGGUUCUGUAGGAGAGGCUGUAGAACAUAUGAAGAGAAAGUUCCGUCUAUCACUUGGACAGUGGGUCUUGUAUGAGGUUGUGUAUUCUGAUGUUUUAGAAAGGCCAUUACAUCCAAGUGAGUGUCUGUUAGAUGUUGUAAUGUCUUGGAGUAAUUGGGAAGAGGAGUAUAGAAAAAACACUCAUCUGGUGAUGAAAUCUGCUGAGAGAUUGUUACAGCUUGACGAGGUGUAUGAUCCAAACCAUGCACUGUUUGCAGAGUUCAAAUAUAAAGAAAAGAAAGAGAAAUUUAAGAAGUUUUCUUUUGGAUUUAACCAAUCAAAACUGUCACUGUUCAAGGAUUUAGGGUACAAUACACAGCCAUCAAAAUCCUGGAAAAUAGAAGAUAUGCUUAUUUACUUUGGUGCUGAUCCCAAGAAAAAUGCUCAAAAACUCUCUAAACCCCAAAAUCUACAGUUUGCCUUUUCCUUCUUUAUUAAAGGAGAAAGAAUUGGGAAAGGAGAUAUGCCGUUGUUUGGUAGGACUAUUUGUUGUACAACAGAGAAUGAGUUGAUUAAUUGGAUGGCAGCCUUGUUGAAAGCUAAGCAUCCAGAUGGAUUUUUAUCAUGACAAGGACUUUCCAAAAGGAUCUGUGCAAUAUAAACUGAUAUCCAUUCAACAAGGUUGAAGAGACUAGUAAAAGAACACAAUAACUGUGUUCUUGUUGAGUCUAUUCCCAUCAGUGUGGAAGAGCAGUAAUACUCAAUCUUCUGAGUGCUUUAAAUUUGGGAGAAAUUCAAAAGAAUGUAAAGAGUUUGUCUUUCAUGCCAAAUAAAUUUCAGACUUUAUUAACAGCUUUAUAGGAUUUUGAAAAAGGAAGAAAAUGCCAAAAAAGUUUGCGAUUUUCAAAGCUUUAUUUUCAAAUUUUAGUGUACGUAAUGAAAAUUGGAUUGUGGAUAAUAGGUGAAAAUUGUCAAAAGUGAUAACAGUGAAUUUGUGAAAGAAAGAUUUAGGUGAUUUGUGAAAUUGCCUGAAUAUAGCUGAAAAAAAUUGCUAGAAAGAUGUUGUACCAGUAUUGUAAAUUAAAGUUUUAGAAUGCUGACAGCAGGUUAUAUGAAGUUGUUUAUGUAAGUGAAAAUCUGAGUCAUAAUAGAGUGGAUAAAUUUUUGAACUUGAAAAAUCGCUGGCUGGAGUAAAUGUGAUACUAAUGUUAGCGUAAUGAUAGUGCUGGCCGUAACGUUUGCUUUAUAAUUUAUUUUCAUAUUUUUACAUACUACCAUAUAUUAACUUGUUAUCAUAAUAAUUUAUAAUGAUGUGACUUUGGCUUGUGUUCUUUUAUUGUGCAAUUCUAUGUACAGUACAUGAAACACAUUGUUCUAUAUAUAUAUAUAUAUAUUACCGAUGAGUAUCAUUGAGUCAACAUGGGUGGAAUAAAAUGAUUUUGGUUUAUAAUCUAUUAGAAAGCUAAUCUCACAUUUGCUUUUCUACCAUUUCAAAUGUUUAUCUUCAAAAAUGUAUAUAAUAACGAAGUGACAUGAAUUACAUUUUGAAGGUCAAUUUUCAUAGAGCAAUUGUAAAUAUCCAUUACAUAUACAUUCUGUCAUCACACUUUUUGCAAACAAUGAUAUCUCAUUGCAUGUUGACUCUGUAUGAUACAGGUUGGUCAUGCUAUUUGCAUAAGGUCUUCCAAAACCUGAUGUUUCUACAAGAUUAGAUUUUACAUGUAAUAGACAAUUUCAUUGCAGAUUUUAUCAUGGCUUUGAAAACAGUGCUUCAUUUCAUGCUGAUAUUCUUGUUCAAGACUGUCACAAUUUUUUAAACUUUAAUUUUGCAAUGAUAUGAUGGGUCAUAAUGCCAUACAUGUAUAUCUCUAGAUGCUCUGUUACACUGAACGUUUGGUUUGAUUAACCAAUGGUGCUUUACUUGACAAGGUUUGCAUAAUAUGAUGGUGAUAAUUGUAAUACUGUAAAUUCAUAAAUAAAUGCUUGCUUUUAUUAUAGUGAAUCACUAAUUUCUGUUCAAAAUAAGACAUGAUUAAUGCGAAUGCAAACAUUUUUUGAAGGGAAAUCACUACUGAAAUUAUGAUUGCAAGAUUUUAUUAUUACGAUCCUGAUACUUUCGCAUUUUUUUCAUUAAAAUAAUUAAAAAAAACAUUGCAUUAAUUUCUAAAUUUACAGUACAUACAAAUCUGUGCUAAAUAAAUUUUCUGUUUCUUGUGCAUUAUCUAUAUGUUGUAGGACCACUUCAGACAUCAAGGUUAACCCAUGUCAAUGCUUUUAUACAUGUUCUGGCCUUUAGGAUAUUACUAAAUAAUGAUGACUUUCAACUGCUCAAAUUUGAAUUUUGUUCAGGUUUACCAAAUUUUGCUGAAUUUAUGUUUUAUGGUAAUUAGAAUUUGUCAGACAUAUAACUUUCUUGUAAAAUUUUGUAGAAAUUAUGAUUGAUGAUUAAAGACUGAAUCUCAUUGUAUACUUUAACAGUACCAACACAUCUACUUGCUCUUAUCUUAGAAAGACUGUUAUGAACAUGGCAUCUUUCUUUAAUAAUUCACGAUUUAUUGAGAGAUGUUGAAUACAUACAUGUGUCCUAUUCACCUUUAUUAUAUAUUUACAAGGUUUUAUUAAAAGUGACCAUUGCUUGAAAUUUACAUUCCACUAUAGUGGUUUACAUUCCACUAUAGUUGUUUCCAUUCCACUAUAGUGGUUUCCAUUCCACUAUAGUUGUUUCCAUUCCACUAUAGUGGUUUACAUUCCACUAUAGUGGUUUACAUUCCACUAUAGUGGUUUACAUUCCACUAUAGUUGUUUCCAUUCCACUAUAGUGGUUUACAUUCCACUAUAAUAGUUGUUUACAUUCCACUAUAGUGGUUUACAUUCCACUAUAGUGGUUUACAUUCCACUAUAGUGGUUUACUUUCCACUAUAAUAGUUGUUUACAUUCCACUAUAGUGGUUUACAUUCCACUAUAAUAGUUGUUUACAUUCCACUAUAGUGGUUUACAUUCCACUAUAAUAGUUGUUUACAUUCCACUAUAGUGGUUUACAUUCCACUAUAGUGGUUUCCAUUCCACUAUAGUGGUUUCCAUUCCACUAUAGUUUCCAUUCCACUAUAGU
Molecule: messenger RNA, 7809 nt
Organism: Mytilus californianus (California mussel)
Lineage: Eukaryota; Metazoa; Mollusca; Bivalvia; Mytilida; Mytilidae
Product: arf-GAP with Rho-GAP domain, ANK repeat and PH domain-containing protein 1-like
Exons: 49
Coding region: 290-5329 (1679 amino acids)
Biological process (GO): signal transduction
Molecular function (GO): GTPase activator activity; protein binding
Source: RefSeq, a predicted model, not a curated record